This is a messenger RNA of Recurvomyces mirabilis, 1026 nucleotides long. RefSeq lists its product as uncharacterized. Gene Ontology annotation, molecular function: oxidoreductase activity. Lineage: Eukaryota; Fungi; Ascomycota; Dothideomycetes; Mycosphaerellales; Teratosphaeriaceae. The coding region runs from base 1 to 1026 and encodes 341 amino acids. The record is from RefSeq and is a predicted model, not a curated record. The transcript has 2 exons.
AUGGCAAACGAUCAAGAACAAGAGACGACAUACCACCACAUCUCGCCCUCCGUCGCCCAAGCCUACGCCGAAGGAGUCCUAACAGCCAACGGGGUACCACCUGAGAACGCCACCAUAGUAGCCAAAUGCCUCGUAGCCGCCGACCUUCGCGGCAUCGAUACCCACGGCAUCAACCGCAUACCAUCCUAUAUGGCUCAGAUCCGCCAAGGAGUCCUAGAUGCCAAAGCUCAACCCGAGCUGGCGCAAAUUACGCCCGUGGUUGCUCAAGUAGACGCCCACAAUGCAUUCGGUUUUGUGGCGGCACAUAUGGGAAUGAAGUCUGCUUGCGAGAUGGCAAAGACGUAUGGCAUAGGUAUGGCUAUCGACGAGGGAAUGAUGAGUCUCGUCUUCACCAACAGCUCUCCCGCCUUACCAGUCUGGGGCGGCAAGGAGAAACUCAUGGGUGUCAGUCCUAUCGCGUGCGGCGCACCAGCUGGGAACGCGAAAUCUUUCAUCCUUGACAUGGCGCCUAGUGUAGCCGCACGAGGCAAAAUCUACAAAGCCAAGCGACGAGGGGAGAAGAUUCCACUCGAUUGGGCUCUCGAUACCGAAGGCAACAGAACAGAUGAUCCUGCUGCGGCGCUAGAGGGUGUAAUGUUACCCAUGGGUGGACCAAAAGGUAGCGCUCUGAGCAUAAUGAUGGACGUCUUCUCUGGCGUCCUCUCCGGCUCAGCUUUCGCCGGUCACGUCACUAAUCCUUACGAUCCUAGUAAGCCUGCAGAUGUGGGGCAUUUCCUCGUGGCGAUCAAGCCGGAUCUGUUCAUGGGGUUGGAGGAAUUCAAGGAGAGGAUGGAUUAUCUGUAUCAGCGGGUUGCGGGGUGCGAGAGGAUGGCGGGGGUGGAGAAAGUAUAUUUUCCUGGCGAGAUUGAGCAGAUUACUGAGGAGAGAAGGCGAGGGGAGGGAAUUCCGUUGGUGGAUGCUGAAGUGCAAGCCUUGAACGAGGAGGCGAAGCGGGUUGGUGCUGAAGGACUUCGCAUCACGAUCUGA